AUGAGCAAGAAGGAGGCGAAGAAAGAAGCUGCGAAACUUGAGAAACUAGGCCGCAAACAGGAACGAGAACAAGAAGAAGAAGAAGAAGCCAUUCGUACACUUUCUCCGGAGGAAGAAGACGAAUCGUUUUUCAAGAACUACGGAGACGUCGAAUUCGCUGAUUUACAAUCGACGUCGAAGUGGAGAGAGGCUCGUAAAGGAAAAGAGUGGACUGAUGUGAAGGAUUUGGUUGAAGAGAAGGUUGGAUUAGAGGACACGUAA
Messenger RNA from Arabis nemorensis, 261 nucleotides. The record is from the annotation of a GenBank genome assembly. Lineage: Eukaryota; Viridiplantae; Streptophyta; Magnoliopsida; Brassicales; Brassicaceae.